CCCUUCAAGAACUUCUACUCUUUAAAUUAUCAGAAUCCAAAACCAGAAAUUCAUAUAAAUACAAGAAUCCGACAAGCUAAAUACAGAAAACUCAGAGAAAAAGAAACAAAGAAAGAGAAACAAAAAGAAGAAGAAGAAAAAAAAUGGCAAAAGCACGUUCAAUAGGAAUAGGUAUGGAUUAUUCAGCAACAAGCAAAAUAGCACUGAAAUGGGCAAUUGAUAAUUUAAUAGAAGAAGGUGAUAAAAUCAUAAUUAUUCAUGUUGUUUCUUCUAAACUUGAGCCUACUAAUAAGCAACUCUUUGAAGACACUGGAUCUCCUUUAAUACCUUUGGAUGAAUUUAGAGAAAUUAAUGUGUCCAAGUAUUAUGGACUUAACCCUGAUAGAGAGGUUCUUGAUAUGCUUGACACUGUUUCCAAGCUUAAAAGAGUAAUAGUUGUGGCAAAGGUUUAUUGGGGAGAUGCAAGGGAGAAGCUGUGUGAUGCUGCAGAACAUCUGAAGCUUGAUUCACUNACACACAAAAUAUAG
This is a messenger RNA of Nicotiana tabacum (common tobacco), 527 nucleotides long. Its product is annotated as universal stress protein PHOS32-like. Lineage: Eukaryota; Viridiplantae; Streptophyta; Magnoliopsida; Solanales; Solanaceae. The record is from RefSeq and is a predicted model, not a curated record.